UCGUCUCUUCUCCCAAAUCGAGCCACCGCUCAUCGUCUCUCCCGGGGGAGGACUAAGCACUGUGGCAGGCGAUCGCGAGCGGGACUUAGUGCGCGGAGGCGGCGGCACGGGGCAUGGCGACGUCGUCUUAUUCGUCGUCGUCGGCGACGGCGCCCGGGGGCGGCAGCGCGUCUGCCGGGCUCAAGACCUACUUCAAGACGCCCGAGGGGAGGUACACGCUGCAGUGCGAGAAGGCGCACUCCGCCGCGGUCGUUCACUACAACCACGGCGGGAAGACCGUCUCGCAGUUGACGGUGGCAUACCUGAAGGAGAGGUCGACUGGCCAAGGCUCCGCACCAUCAACACCAAGCUCCAGCAGUGGGAUGCGAUCGGCGGCAGCAAGGCUGCUGGGCACCGGGAAUGGUGGCCGGGCACUUAGCUUCGUUGGGGGCAAUGGUGUCAGUCGGGCUGUGUCUGGAAGCAGCCGUAUGGGAGGAAGCCUAGGUACUUCUACAAGCCUUGGCGGAUCGCAAGCUGUACCAAACUAUGAUGGCAAGGGUGCAUACAUCAUCUUCAACUCUGCUGAUACACUAUUCAUCAGUGACCUGAAUUCCCAGGACAAGGAUCCCGUAAAGUGCAUGCAUUUUACCAACUCGAACCCGUUGUACCACGCAUUCGACUCGGAGGCCAAGGAGGGGCAUGACUUGAUAAUUGGGAUGGGAUCGGGGGAUGUCUAUUCAAUGUCGCUGAGGCAACAGUUACAAGAACCUGGGAGGAAGCCUGUUGCAGCCCAACACUAUAAUAAGGGUGAUAAAGAUGGAAUGAACUUAAGCAGCCGUUGCACGUCUGUUGCUUGGGUUCCGGAACAUGAAGGCAUUUUCGUUGUUAGCCAUUCUGAUGGAAAUUUGUAUGUGUAUGAUAAAUCCAAAGAUGGAAGCACUGAGUGUACAUUUCCAGCUAUAAAGGAUCCAGCUCAGUUGAUGGUUUCACAUGCAAAGUCGAGUAAGAGCAACCCAAUUGCUAGAUGGCAUGUUUGCGAUGGUUCCAUCAAUGCAUUUUCCUUUUCUCCAGAUGGGGCAUACUUAGCAACGGUUGGGCGAGAUGGUUAUUUGAGAGUGUUCGACUUUUCAAAGGAACAACUAAUAUUCGGUGGGAAAAGUUAUUAUGGUGCUCUUUUGUGUUGCACCUGGAGCUCAGAUGGCAAAUAUCUAUUGACAGGUGGCGAAGAUGAUCUUGUUCAGGUAUGGAGCAUGGACAACAGAAAGAUUGUUGCAUGGGGUGAAGGGCAUAAUUCUUGGGUUAGUGGAGUUGCUUUUGAUCCAUAUUGGUCCCCACCAAAUUCUGAUGGAACAGAAGAAAAUGUUGUGUAUCGUUUUGGUUCUGUUGGUCAGGAUACCCAAUUGCUUCUGUGGGAUUUGGCAAUGGAUGAGAUUGUUGUCCCGCUACGCCAUCCCUCAGGUGGUUCGCCAACAUUUGGCAGUGGGAGCCCUUCUGCACACUGGGACAAUGUAUGCCCUCCAACAGGUAUUCUUCAACCGUCUCCAAGAAUGCGACACGUGCCGAAGCUUUCACCCCUUAUUGCCCAUCGCGUACACACGGACCCCCUGUCUGGUCUGGCGUUCAGCACUGAAACAAUCCUCACCAUUUGCCGCGAGGGACUAGUCAAAAUCUGGGUCAGACCUGGCCACGGUGAAAGCAAUCAACGGCCGAAUUCUUCCGAGUUAGCUUUAAGCCAUACCGCUUCAAAGGAUAGGGCAAUCACAUCAUCGAAUAAAUCAAGCGGUUCCAGCUUCAAGCAACCUUCAUCCCUUCUCCUGACAUAGCCGUGUGUUUCUCUUCUGGGCAUCUUUCCCUUUGUUAUCCUGGUUCAUCCGUGGGCUCGGUUUCUUACUAACACAAUGAUUGAUGAGACGGACUCAAAAGAGGCUGCUGGGGAUGAAGGCGCAGUAAUAUAGCUGUAAAUGUUCCUUGGUUGCAGGUAUACAGCAAUGCUAGUGCUGCCACUUGUGUGGCACAAAAGAAUAACAGAACAAGCCCCUGUACAUAUACGUGUAGUCCGAGUUAACUAAUACAAGUUCAAUGUUAUAUAUUA
Molecule: messenger RNA, 2071 nt
Organism: Lolium perenne
Lineage: Eukaryota; Viridiplantae; Streptophyta; Magnoliopsida; Poales; Poaceae
Product: probable catabolite repression protein creC
Molecular function (GO): protein binding
Source: RefSeq, a predicted model, not a curated record